UCUACCCUACAGAGCUUCCCGUCGUCGCUCACUCGACGCGCUCCCGCAUUUUACCUGUUAGCCAAGCCAAACGACAGAGCAGAUGUUAUACAACUGUAACUGAACACAGUUAGUGAAUAUCUCAGUAUUUAACCCUGACCUUUACGGAAGGAAGUUACCUGAUCGAUAUCAACGAACAUAUUAUCAAACUUUAGGAACAGCGGAACAAGGAUAUCUGACAUUUGCCAGGAUGCACUUUUCAAGCUGUCUGUGUACCCUCCUCGUCGCGCUUGUCUACCAAGGUACUUACUUGAGCGCUAUGGAUACUGUUAUCGGCCUGUAUGGAGAGACCGUUGAGGUGCCAUGCAACAAUGGAGCCCCCAAACCAAAGGACCUGUUCAUAACAAAAUGGAAAUACGACAAUGGGGACCUGCUGACCCAGCUGAAAGACCAGGAUGCCUCUGUCAUAGCCACCAACCAGUACAAAGACCGUGUCAGCAUGGCCGAAAACUCCAGCCUGCUGAUUGCUGCAGCAUCACUGAAGGAUGAGAAGAUUUUCACCUGCAUGGUGGUGGCUGGGGCUGACAUCUCAGAAUACCCUGUCAAACUCCUUAUCCACAAGGCUCCAACCAGAGUGGAGAUCACAGCCCUAGCCGCAGAGCUGGAGAUUGGCAAACCAACCCAGCUAGGGCAGUGCAGCGCCCCUGAUUCCAACCCAGCUGCCAACAUCACAUGGUUCAAGAACAAGAAACAUCUGGUGGCGGAUGGGAAAGGCAUUAUAAUCAGUUCCAAAGUGAAGGUGGACGAAGUCACUGGCCUCACUACCACUUCCUCCACUCUUCAGUACACAGCUGAGAAGGGAGACACAGAUGCUCUGUUCACCUGUGGGACCCUGAACGCAUUGUCCUCCCCAGUCUCCUUCACUGUCACCUACCCCACAGAGAGGGUCAGUCUACAUGUAAUUUCUAAAGGGCCCCUUAUGGAAGGAGACAACGUGACUCUGAAGUGCAAGGCCGAUGGGAACCCACUUCCCACCAGCUUCAACUUCCACAUUCAGAGAAAGGUGGUGAAGGUGGAGAACUCUGACUCCUACACUGUGACUGAUGUCACACGUGACAGCACAGGGGAAUACAAGUGUUCUAUCGUUGACAAUGCCAAGAUGGAAGACUCCAAGAACAUUACCAUCAAUUACCUGGAUAUGAGUUUGAGCCCCUCUGAGAAGGUCAUGAAGAGCGCCGGCGAAAGCUUGGCUCUGAACCUGCAGACCGAUGCGUCUGGAGAACUCAGGGUGUCCUGGACUAAGGACAAUGGCAAGCUAGACAAAAUGCCUAAGUUUGACAAGCUGACCUACUCUGAUUCUGGAAAGUAUGAGGUUGUGGUCACCAUGGGCGCUCUCAUCAAGAAAGCCUCUUUCGAGCUGGUCGUUGAAGGUAUUCCAGUCAUCCGGCGGUUGGCCAAGCAGCGUGGCGAGGACGGCCAGCACAAGGUACUGACCUGCGAGGCUGAGGGCUCCCCCAAACCCACUGUGGCCUGGAGCGUCAACGGCACCUCGGCUGAUGAAAGUCCCUACGUCAAUGGGAAGAUCUCAUACAAGCUGACCAUUGUGCCUACAGUCAACCUGACCGUUGUCUGCACUGUGUCCAAUGAGCUUGGCCAGGACACCAGGGCUAUUAACGUGUCGACCUUAUUUGAGGAGGUGAGAAUGGAUAAACAAGGCUCAUCAGAUGACAGUGACACAACAAAGUUGGUGGUGGGAGUUAUUGUUGGUCUGCUCCUGGCCACUGUAGUUGUGGGUCUAGCAUACUGGCUGUACAUGAAGAAAUCCAAGCAAGGCAGCUGGAAGACUGGUGAGAAGGAGGAUGGAUCCACUGAGGAGAGCAAGAAACUAGAGGAGAAAAUAGAGGAGAAGCUGGAGGAAAACAGCCAGAAAGUUGAGGUGUAAAGAAAAGGAAUGUUUAAAGAAUGAGAGAGAAAAAAGGUAAAGAACAUGUCUUGAAAAACACAUCUAUUACUGUAUAUUAGAAUAUUUACUUCUUAUGUUUUAGAUUAAAAGAUGCCGUUAACAUCAUCACAAUUCUUCUGCAGUGCAGAAGCAGAAACUAGACGCUUUGGCUCACUUCUGUUAAAAUUUGAAAAGGGGGCAUUGAACUGGAUGAAGACCGUUUGGAUUUGGACUUAUCCACAAAACUUUAUUUCCUCUGAAUAUUGAAAGAAGAAAACUGGCUAAAUGAAAGGAUAUGUGUUGUACAUAAGCAUAAAUUGUCUGCUCUAUGGUUAAAAUGUGUUACCUUUCCUUUGUAAUAGUUUUUGUUUCAAGUGUUGGUUAAGAAGGAUUUGGUCAAAUUGAGAAAAAUGCCAAUUGGAGUGUUUGGCUUGGAUUUAAUUAACGUUAUUGCUAUUAGAAUAACUACUGGACCAUAUGCCUUUUCUGUAAGGAUGUGUGCAUUGGCCUAUACCUCCCUGACCCUCAAUGCAUUAUAGAGGAUCUGAAGGUGUUCGCCGCUGUUCCAUCUCAGUUCCAUAUCAUCAACACAACCAAACACCCAUUAACACAACCGAACACAGUCAAUACAUUUUGUACAUUUUUUAUGGAACAUACACUGCCAUUUUGUGUAGUCUCCAUUGGAAAAAUAAACUGUUGAAUAUUUUAAUGAAAGGGCUAAGGGAAGGGUAUAGGCUACAUAACUAGCUUUGGUUGUAACGUAAUAUGAGUUAAGCAUUAUACCAAGAUGCAUCACUUUGCAUUGCAGGAAGUAGAAGAUCUGUUGUACAAAUUAUUUCAUGACAUGUUACAUGGUUCCUGUUUGUUUUUUGUACAUUUUUGCCAUCAAAAGUAUCAGGAGAUUGAGUGAUGCUGUUAGCCAUGCAGUACACUCUGACCAUCUGUUUGUGUAUCAGUGGGUUGUGUUUAGUUUGGACAUAACCACUACAUUACAGAAUAUGUCUUAUCUCAGUUGUGUUCAUAGUGUUAAAUUCUGUGCUUUUAUGUCAUUUUGUAUGUGUAAAGAGACAAGUUGUCCAGUAGUUGCAUACUUCACAAUUUAGGUCAGGGUUAUGAGUAGCAUUUACUGAACCUGCAAAUAUAUCAGACCUAGAUGUAAUUGUGAUUUGUUUUGGUUAUUUUUAGCUAUUUAUAUUGUUCAAGAUUACAAGGUUAGCAUCUCUGUCAGUUAUAUUCAAUUAUUCUCACAAAUGUAACCACUUAGCUUUAAAGGUACUGAACAAUUGAUAGUAAUUUCUUGCAGUUAUUUGACAGUAAUAAUUAUAAUGUAAGCCAUCUGUGGAUUUUGAGGCUUCUGUAGAUUUCUAUGAGAUUUACCACAUAUCUCAUACUGUCAGCUUGCUGUUUGUGUCCUGCGUUGUAGUUAAUGUGAAACCAACAAAUUGGAAAUAAGACCAAAGAGGGUAAAUAUUGCCAUGCAAGUAUUGUAAAUACUGGUUUUUGUUUUUGUACUUUUGUUUAAAAUAAAGUGUAGCCUACAUUUUGAA
Oncorhynchus tshawytscha (Chinook salmon) is the source of this 3468-nucleotide messenger RNA. RefSeq names its product CD166 antigen homolog A. The record is from RefSeq and is a predicted model, not a curated record. Gene Ontology annotation, cellular component: plasma membrane. The transcript is spliced from 15 exons. Gene Ontology annotation, biological process: cell adhesion. NCBI's taxonomy places the organism in Eukaryota, Metazoa, Chordata, Actinopteri, Salmoniformes, Salmonidae. The coding region runs from base 230 to 1921 and encodes 563 amino acids.